UGACCUCCCACCUGAACAGAGAGGAAGACCUCUCGUAGUCUCGGAGGGUAAUAGAAACGGACUCUUACGGCAGAACUGUGGCGCUGUGCACAUAAUGCUGUCUCGAAACUGCCUCUGUAACCUUAGACGAGCUCAGAGACUCACAGCAGUGAAACUGAGCGAGUCUCCAUUUUGUGGUUUAAGUACUGAAGCUCAUCGCGUCAUUCACGACAGACAGCAGCGCUGCUUCGUUGUCCGGUUGGGCGGCGGAGCAGGUCCAGAGGACAGCGCGGUGCUGAAGUACUCUUACAGGACUGACCGGCACGUUCAGCUACUGUCCACGGUGGUCCCAGAGUCCUUCAGAGGGAAAGGUGUAGCCGCACAGCUCGCAAAGGCUGCACUGGACUUUGUGGCAGAAGAACAAUUAAAAGCUACAAUCUCUUGCUGGUAUAUUAAAAAAUAUGUAAAAGAGAAUCCACAUCAUGGAUACCAGGCAUACAUUGAAGAUUAAUUUUACAAAGCCUGUUCAUCGCAUGUUAUAGUGCUCAAAUUCCUGCUUACCAAAUCACAGUCUUAGCUGGACUGGAUACAAAUUUUGGUAGACACUAUAGCUGAUCCAUGUCAAAGUGCUUUGGAUCUUUAUGCCAUGUCUGCCAGAAGUAUAAGCCAGUUGUUUAAUUUGCAGAUGUGCUAGUGAAGACAAUUUUUAUUAGACAGUCCUUGAUGGUCAACAGUAUCUAGACAUGUCCCUGAUCUGGACAGUCCUGCAGCACAGACAAGUGCAAAAACUUACCAGAAAUAUUGAAUUUUUGAUGCCUGUUUGAAGCCUCAGUGCCUUUAUUUAACAACCCUCUCAACUGCUGUAUCCCCCUAAAUGGGUGAAACACCAAAACACAUUCAAACAUGGGCCUUUUGCUUUGAGAACACUGUGAGAAGUCCACAGGCAGGGUACUGAUUAACAGUCAUCUGACUUUUUGGCAAAUAUACCACUGGGCAACAGUAGGAACUGCAUUACAUAAGCUGCACAGAUGCCUAAUGUACACAUGAUGAAGUCAAUGAACUUUCUGCCUCUAGGCCAAUGGAAAGGGCUGUGAUAGAGGAGGAUGUUUUAAAGGAGGAGCAACCAACUUUGUGACUUUUUUUAUUCAUCUGGAUCGCUGGAUGGGUGUUGUUUAUGACACCACUUAGCAGCAAAUCCUCUGGCUGCUGGAAUAAAAUAGCAAAACUUGAUAAAUGAUGUUCGAUUGUCUAAUCCCAGUCUCCUACAGCUAGUCCUCCCAUCCUUCAUUAAAAGUGCACAAACAUCUGUGUCUUAUUGUCUAAAAAUGUUGCACGUUCACUCAUGUGGCUCUAUAAAUAGGGCCUGACAAUAAAUAAACCCAACACCUGGAGUAAAUUA
Molecule: messenger RNA, 1378 nt
Organism: Colossoma macropomum (tambaqui)
Lineage: Eukaryota; Metazoa; Chordata; Actinopteri; Characiformes; Serrasalmidae
Product: protein NATD1
Exons: 3
Coding region: 95-490 (131 amino acids)
Source: RefSeq, a predicted model, not a curated record